AUGCUUGGACCAAUACUCGAUGACAGCAAAGGCUACCGCCAUCUUCACUCAUCAGACGAUUCUGAAGCCCAGCCCGAUGAUUCCAGCUCGCAAGCUCUUCUAUUCGAGGGGAAUCGCGAAACCCACAAACGCGCUACAAUAUGUCCAUGGCCCACUCGCAAUGUCAUCAAAAGCACUGUCUUCUUCCUAGUGACACUCGGUAACGUCGCUAUGUUCUUUUCUUCAUUGCUCAUAUUCUCGAAGACGGACUAUUUCUGCAUGCAACGUAAUGCUAUAUGGUCUCCUGUCUGGGAGGAUGUGAACACUGGAUAUACACAUACACGGUUCAAUGGAACACUGGAUGCACCGAGCAAAUACCGUGGGCCUCCUAGCAGUGCCGUCGAUGAGGCCUGGAGUCAAUUAGACAAUGUUGGGUCCGUUGCCCUAGACGAAGAUACUUUCUUAAAAGCAGGUGGCACGAAAGAGAACGCAAGAAUGCCCGAUGACCUCGGAGGCGGCUACAUGGCCGACAUAGAAGUUCUUCAUCAAAUGCACUGCCUUAACUUCGUGCGCAUGGCAGUUUACGCAGAGUAUUACCGCGAUAUUGCGCCUGAAUGGCGAGAUUCCAACCGCACUUUUCACAUUCAUCUAGACCACUGCAUUGAAAUGAUCCGCAUCAAUCUCUUAUGUCAAGCAGAUGGCGGAGUUAUACCGUUCCGAUGGGUGGAGGAUUACCGGCGCCCGUUGCCGGACUUCAGCACCAAACAUAAAUGUCGGGAUUGGGAGGCCGUGAUUCAAUGGGCCAAGGACCGACAGGUCAUUGCUCCGUCUCAUUAUCCGUGGAAGCCGCAGACUUGGGAAAAGGUCUUUUCGAAGCCGGCGUGGAUGGUGUCGGGAGAGGGACAUGAGCAUGAACAUGGUCAUAGAGCAGGGACGAUGUAA
Messenger RNA from Aspergillus affinis, 921 nucleotides. RefSeq names its product oxidase ustYa family protein. Lineage: Eukaryota; Fungi; Ascomycota; Eurotiomycetes; Eurotiales; Aspergillaceae. The transcript is spliced from 4 exons. Gene Ontology annotation, biological process: mycotoxin biosynthetic process. The coding region runs from base 1 to 921 and encodes 306 amino acids. The record is from RefSeq and is a predicted model, not a curated record.